UCACCAGCAGACACACAGCAACUGGCUACUCCAGCACACACACCUCUGCCUGACAGCUACCAGCUCCAAAAACAUGGCACCCUGCAUUAUAAGGACAUUGGAUAACCAAGAGGCCAAUGGGCUCCGAAAGUUGAGAAAGCCCGCCAUUGAGAAGAUGAGGAGAGAUCGCAUUAACAGCAGCAUCGAGCAGCUGCGUCUCCUACUGGAGAAAGACCUCCAGAAACAUCAACUGCCCUCCAAACCGGAGAAGGCCGACAUACUGGAGAUGACGGUCUCCUUCCUGCAGCAGCAAAUGGCUCAGAAACAUGUGACAGCGACCUCCAUCCAAGCCUAUAAUGAUGGCUACACCACCCCGGCAUGUUACUUGGCAGCGGAAAAUCCUCGGGACCAGCUGACCAGACAUUUCAGCGGCCAUCCUGCCAGUUAUGAGCUGCCCAACACUUUGACCUCAAAAGCCCCCGGUCAGCUCAGUCAAAGCAAAACCCUCUGGAGACCCUGGUGAAGGAGACCCAGGACAUCAGUCAAUGGAAGUCACACAAGGAUGGACUUAUUGCAUUCUGGGAGUUCCCAGAAUCCUUUGCGCUCGCCCUUGCCAGCCUAUACUUUUGGGCGUGAUGCUUUGCACAUCUAUUCUUACCCAACCCUUUCUCAUAGAAAGAUCUUUGGUUUUCCUUCAUUUAGGAAACAGUAUUUGAUUUCUUCUGAUUCAGGAGGAAUGUAUGUGAUGUUAAGAUGCAUAGAGUCUAUGUGAUGUGUAUAGAAGGUUAUAUAGAGUACAAGGCAUGUAGUAAGAUAUACUACGUCUUGUAAAAAAAAAGAUUUAUAUAUAUAAUAUAUAUAUUGUGUUAUGGUAAUAUUUGCAUUUUAUUAACGUAAAGCAAAAGAGCUGAACACAUCCCUGGGUUGAUUAUGCAAUGCUCUGCACCCGGGGAUAACGUUUCUUUUAUUGAAAGAUUGUUUUCUUUAUGUAUUUUCUUUACAUGUACUAUUUUCAUGAAGUCAAUUUUUUAAGCAUUGAAUGCUUUUGUGUUGUCGGGACCAUGACAACGUUUUGAUGAUGUUUUCCCAGCAACUGGGUACGAGAAUGCUCUUCUGUUUGGAGGAGUCAGGAUAAAAUAACUGAAUGUUUCUGAGUGAAAUAAUCUGCAAUUUCUGUGAAAUAAGAUAUAUGAACGCAAAAGUUCAACUGUAAUAUAUAUUGUCCAUGGGACAGAUAUAAUGAUGUACUGCAAACUGACAUUCAGCUCUGUGUGCGUCACACGGGAAAAUAAAAAAUGUUCUAUGAAUCAAA
Molecule: messenger RNA, 1291 nt
Organism: Rana temporaria (common frog)
Lineage: Eukaryota; Metazoa; Chordata; Amphibia; Anura; Ranidae
Product: transcription factor HES-5-like
Exons: 3
Coding region: 74-502 (142 amino acids)
Biological process (GO): regulation of neurogenesis; regulation of transcription by RNA polymerase II; anterior/posterior pattern specification
Cellular component (GO): nucleus
Molecular function (GO): protein dimerization activity; RNA polymerase II cis-regulatory region sequence-specific DNA binding; DNA-binding transcription factor activity, RNA polymerase II-specific
Source: RefSeq, a predicted model, not a curated record